GUACUCCAUACAAAGUUUCAAACGCAUAAGUGGACGUCUCAAAGUGUCGGUGCGUUAUGAUGACGACAUAGAUGUCAAAUGUGGCUUUUCCCGAGCUAACAUGCUUCUGUAAAGGCUGUAAACUUGAAAUUAUGGCUUUGAACCACCUGAGUCUGCUGCGCCCCCUGCUGUGUCAGUCCCUGGUGCGACAGGUCAGGUCUCCCCUCGUGGCCACCUCCAGGGUCCGUGCACCACUUCUGUGCCCCAACACCACCUGCUACCCCGCUGCAUGCACCAGGCUCUAUGCCACCAAGAAGGCAAAAGCCAAGGCAAAGGGCCAGUCAGCUAAGGUGAAUAUUAAUUCGGCUCUAGUGGAAGACAUAAUCAGUCUGGAUGAAGUGAAGGGGGACAUGACGGCUGUUCUCAAUGCACUCAAAGAUGACUUCACACGCAACCUCAGCAUCCGAACCUCGCCAGGAGCUCUGGAUCACAUUGUGGUGACGACACCAGAUGGGAAGUUCCCUCUCAACCAACUAGGACAGGUCUCCAUGAAAUCCCCUCAGCUCAUUAUGGUCAACAUGAGCAGUUUCCCAGAGGCUACAGCGGCUGCCACCCGUGCCCUCAGAGAGAGUAGCAUGAACCUUAACCCAGAGGUGGACGGGACGAUCAUCAAGGUGCCCGUUCCAAAAGUAACGCGGGAACAUAGAGAAAACCUUGCCAAACUGGCCAAACAGUUCGGCAACAAGGCUAAAGACUCACUGAGGAAAGUGCGAUCUAAUGCUGUCACACAGGUCAAAAAGACAAAGGAAGGACACUCGGAGGACACCAUACGACUUGUGGAAAAACAGAUUCAGCAGAUGGCGGACAACAUUGCAGUGGACAUUGACAAACAGCUUGCAGCCAAGACCAAGGAGCUGUUAGGCUGACUAAAAGGUCUUAUGUUUGAUAUUUUGUUUAUAGCUGAACAUAUGAUGAUGAUCAGAUGGACGCACAUGACAGAAGCAACAUGUAAUUCUUAUCAUGUUUAUAAUAGCCAGUGACUCAAUCACGCGUUGGGGAGGUAGUUCUCAAAUCCCGUUCACAGUCCGAAAGCUUCACACAGAUGAACAAGUCUUGGUCCUGUUGUACAUGUUUAGGCAAAAACUGUUCCUGCCCACAUCACUGGCAAAUAUCUGCUUUUCGCUGCUGGGUGAUAUCUGUGUUUAAACAUCAGUGCAUAUACACAAAUUGGCACGGAAACAACAACAUCGACAGACUGCCAGUCACCUCCCUCCUCCCUUGUUACUCUUCCUGUCUUCAAACAAACACCGAGCAAGGGACGAAUUGACUUUUAAUGGGAUUUGUGGGCCUCCUCCUAAUCAAACCCCUUGCCACAAGGGCUGUCUGUUUAUAUAAAACAAGCGCACCCGUCUGAAUGUAAACUGGUUGUGGGUUUUUUCUUGGUGGCAAGAGCGAGAGAGAAAGGGAGAGAGGGUUUGUUCCAGAGACGCAGGAUAUGAUUAGCGUGUUGCCAAACAUUUGUUUCACAUUGAUUCAAAGUCUGUUAAAAAAAUGCACUAGAGUAAAAAAAAAAAAAAAAAAAACUUUAAAUUCUGCCUGUGUCUAGGAUUGAUAAUAUGGCUACACUCUCGACAGUAAAGUCGGGAAAGUAACAUUAUUGAUGGACUCCAUUAAAGAACGUUGUACGAUGUGCGUCAUCUUUCUCUCUCUCUUGUUUUGUUUUGUUUUGUUUUUCUCCAUUUUUAGUUUGAAGUCGCCCCCCUCCUCCAUUAGUCAGAGUGAUAAUGGACUUUUCCUGUGUAUAGACAUCCAGGCCCUGGCUGCUGGCACCACAAUUGUCCAUUGGGAAAAGAGGCUUUUAAUGUUGUGCACUUGGCCCUCUUUGUCUUUAAAUAACUGCACUUUUAAAGCCACGGUCAGGAAUUGCAGUACGAGUAGUCCUACAAAGAGGAACGAGAAAUGUAUGAAUGGGAAACCUAGCCAGCGACAAACACAUGGCUCUGCUUUCAUCUAUCUGCUGUUUACACCAGCUAGAGGCUUUCCGUACUAUUAUGUGGUCGGUGUGUUCAUCUCUAUCAUAGUUUGUUUUGCUUCCUCUGCUACUGGUCGCAGGCAGCCCACAUGGCAGACAGGUUUCAUUUUAAAGGUUUGCCCACACACUUGCUCUUAUAACCAACCAGGCAUUUGAUGAUUACAAUACUGCAACAUUGCAAACUACUAAUUCAAUCUUAAUCAAUAUGCUGUCCCAACUCUUUUAAAUGGACAAAAUGAAUUGAGGAUUAGUGACGAUGCAGAUUCUAUGGUGGUUUUGUGUCAUCUUUGGUGUAAGCUGGUAGCAGCGCCAAGUUGCACGCUACAGAUUGUGGCUUUAUUACAUUUGCCUUGGCCCUCUGUCUCCCUGAAUGGCUUUGCUUUAAUGGCCUAAACAGACCAGAGUCGUUGGAUAAACAAGAGUUUAGCAGAGGAGUGGCUGGGUCGGGACAGAGGAGGGGUGGGGUGGAAAUGGCAGGUUUUUGUGGUGAUUCUGGGUCCAUAUGUCAGCAAUUUGAGGGCAUUGUGUACCUUGGCCUAAAACAGAGGCUUCAUGAUCGAUGGAGGGGUGAAAAUCUCCCAAGUCCCUGGCGCAGAACACAGGCAAGCACAAGGAAAUUGCUUUCAGCUGAUAGCUUCAUUUUGGUUGACAUUUAUCAAGUGAAUUACCCCUGUUCCUUUCAAAUGUUUACUACUACUAGCACCGCCUUUUGACUGCGUGUGCGUGUGCGUGUGCGUGUGCGUGUGUGUGUGUGUGUGUGUGUGUGCAAGAGAGCAAUCAAGGUUUGUCUUUGUGGAAGUAUUGGUGUGUCCUUUGGUGAUUCCUCACAAAAAUAUACAAAUUAGUUCGGUAAACAUUUGAUUUUAUAGUCUAACUGAUAGAUAACAGUUACACAUUUUGAACUUACUGCUUUUACUCACAACUAUUAAAGCUGUAUUUUUAUUUAAAAAAAAUGUUUUCAGUACACCAAGGAACAUUACAUUUAAAUCCAUUUAUCUCAAGAAUUAAAACGAGACUACAUAACUUUUGCUAAUCAAGGGGGCAAAGGGACAUUUAUGGGAUAAUGGUAAAUGCUAAAAUGUAAUGUAAAAGUAGCACAAGUAGAGAAGGGUCAUAAAUCAGUGAACUGACUCAGUAAUGUCAGUUAUACAGCAAUAUCUAAUUAAUGUUUUCUAAGAGUAGUCAACCUGAGCUACUGGUCAUACCAGACCAAGUGAGGCUGAAGCAGCAAAACUCCUGAGUGCACUAAAUUGGGCAAGAGUUUGUUUUGAGUUAGUUUUCAUUUGUAAGAGGAAUAAUUCAUUAUUUCUUCUUUCAAAAGUUGUUCGUGUUGCAGAGCGCUUAUUAAAUCCAAAUCCAUCCUUUUACGGUUUUCAGAAAGCACAAAUAUCAGAUACAGCCACGGAAGAGUACAAUUUAAACU
This is a messenger RNA of Sander lucioperca (pikeperch), 3434 nucleotides long. RefSeq names its product mitochondrial ribosome recycling factor (gene mrrf). Gene Ontology annotation, cellular component: mitochondrion. Gene Ontology annotation, biological process: translation. The record is from RefSeq and is a predicted model, not a curated record. The coding region runs from base 72 to 905 and encodes 277 amino acids. Gene Ontology annotation, molecular function: ribosomal large subunit binding. The transcript has 7 exons. NCBI's taxonomy places the organism in Eukaryota, Metazoa, Chordata, Actinopteri, Perciformes, Percidae.